UAAAGAUGGCUUGCUCAUGGAUGGUUGUUUGAGUAAUUUAUGAUCAUUCACUUUUGUUUUGUGUACUUGUGUAGUUAACAUAAAUAACAUCAACAGUAGAACGGCGAAUUGAUUUCUCGCGCAUUACAGUGUUUCCGUGGUUGUUUAGCUUUAGUAUUCUUCCUCACGUAGUCCCGCGUGCGAGCAUGUUGCUUAGUUUUUCGUAGCGUCGAUCGUAAUACCUGUGAUUGCAUAUGGUUGAUAUUAUGUCACCGUGUAUUUGUUACCUGCUGGAGUCUCAGUGGUAGUGCGGGAGCUCACCAUCUGCUUAGCUGCUUCUCCACAAUCUGAGAAUGGAACUGAUUUAAUCAAGAAUCAAUGUGUGCUCAAUCAGAAUUAUUUAUCAGUCAGCACCUCGCAUUUAUCACGGCCAACAACUGAUACCUCGCCACUUUUCCACCUUUGAAAUUAUCGCGAUGUUUUUUACUGAAUGCAGCUGCGGUUCUCUCUCCAUAGUGCUUCGACUUUUCGACAUUAAUUUUGUUUACUCACUUUUCUAAACGAUAGUUGUCAUGCAGCUGUCAUGGAGAUCUAAGUACUGCAAAUCUUACUUCCCAAAUGCCAUAAUCCUUUCAAUAUCACAUGACCCAAGUGCCUUUGAUUGUUGCCAUUUGUGAUAAAUAGCUAGUGAAAUAAUUAUACUACUUGCUCAACUUCCAAUUUUUCGUCUCAGUCUUAUUUUGUGCCUUGAAUGUAAUAUUGUGCGAUCGGGAGUGCAACAAGUGGUCACCGUAUCAAGAACAUAUCUGGAUUAUUUAUUACCCAUUCCUAGUGCGACAAGUGGUUAAAGUUGAAACAUAUUUGGAUUAUCUACGGGGAUACUGGAUGUAUGCUCCUUUUCAUCAGAAUUUAGGUGCGGUCCGCUGGAAAGUCGACCGCUGAUUAAGAAUCGGAGAACGGGCUAACACGGCCCAAGAAGAUUCAGUUCUACGGAAAAUCGUCUUCGAGAAGCACUGAACGAUCUCAGUGGAAAAUCGGACGUCACAAGCACAAUGUCAAUAACAUUUCCCCGACAAAAUCCGACCCGACAUCCAUAAACCAGAGCGGGUAGAAUGCUGGGAGGGGUGCGGCUGGUGAUAUUGACAGUAUUAUCCGGUUCCAUCCCUUGGGCCCUCCCGGAGCUCCACGUGGGCUGCGCCAUCAACAUCUUCUCCCGCUUCGGCUACAUGGGAAUCAGCAUGCGGGUCGUCCCGAGAAAUGACUCCGACCGCUCCUGGAUCUUCCGUGAGCCCACCGCCGACAUCUUCCGAAAUAUCUCCGCCAAACAGAGCACGAAGAAAUGCAACAACUCGACGGCUACGUUCGACGGGGACUUCCACAUGGAGUUCUGCGAGAACAUGAAGCAGCUGCUGCAGGCGUACUUCCGGGACUUCGCGGUGGAGCGGCUGGAGCGGCCGUGGCAGGCGUUCACCGGCUCCUGGUCGAAGACGGUGCUGGCCCGGAAUUUGGGGAUCAACACGAGCUACGUGAGCGGGGACCACUGCUACGUCCUCGUCCGGGUCUCCCGCCACCGCGAGGUCGCCACCAUGGCCGAGGGACAGACCCUCGCCCCCGACCAGGUCACCCUCCAGGACGCCGUCGCCCGCCACGUCGACCAGGUCCGCCUCGGCGACCCGGCCACCGUCCUCGACUUCGUCAAGAGCUUCGGCUCCCACUACAUCACCGCCUACGUCACCGGCAACUCCCUCUACCAGGUCUUCGUCUUUUCGCCUCCUAUUUUUAAAAGAAUCAAAGAAAGACUAAAAGAUAAAGGCGUGUCAAAUCUUACCAACACCGAAUUAUUAGGAUACUUCUCUCCAUGGUAUGCAGAGCACACUGGCACAAUCCAAGUUGCAAGUGGGAACGCCACUGUAGAGGAAUGGGCAGCAAGGCAUCUUCAGCACCAAUUCUACUUUUUCUCCUAUCCUAGUUUGCUAAAAUUACGAGAAGACUUAAAGUUAUUAAGCAAAUUAGACCAACUCCUAGGCAAUGAAGCCUUGUUAAAACUAGAUCUACGGACGUUAGCACCUGCUUUCAAAGAUCCAAUGAAACGGAAGUGGUUUCAUGAGGUUAUGGAUAACCAUUUGAAACUGUGGGAAGUGAAUAUGUGAAUGCACCAGAACUACGCCCAGUUGUCGCGUUAAGUGCCGUAUUUAUCUGAUCUCUUUGAUCAGAGCUGUAGCUGUGAGACUAGCCUUUUCUCAGGAGGCCCUCUCUUGUGCCUUACCUACCUACUUAAGAGUUCAAAGCUUUGGAAACUCGUUUAUUUUUAUGUUGUAUAUUUAUAUUGGAUUAGAUCAUUGUGACAAAAUGUUGUGCAAGAGUGUAAUUUUAUCAAAGUAUUCCUGUUUGAAGGGUAUCAAUGUCCCUUCCUAACACUAUAUUUUAUCGUUUGAUUGCUCAAAAAAUGUUACUUCAAAGUUAGAAAAUUGUGAAGUUCUAAUUGUCAGUUACCUCCAUGUUAACUGAAUUAAAAAUGUGACAUUGUAACAGUGUCUCACCUUUGGUAUCAAUAUCUUACUGACAAAAUACCAAUCAUUUUUUUUUUCUCCUUUUUGAAACUGAUUUCAGAUUUAUUCAAGAUUUUUCUAUUAGAUUUUAACAAGGAAAAUGUCUUAAAUUUUAUGACGCCAAAUCUCGAAUUCCUACCAGUGAACAUGUAAAAGGAAUGAAUGUCAAGUUUCAUAAACAUGCAAUGCUAUCUUAACCCUUUUUUUCAAAAAUAUUUUUGCCCUUUCUCUUUAGGAUGCCAAAAUUUGCCCCUCCCUCCCUCGAAAGAAAAAAAUCAACCAAAUAAUAAUUUUCCGUCAAUUUUUAAAAAUAUAAGUGCCCCAAGGAAAUUAAGACUUCAAACUUACAGCAUGUACGUUAUCCACAGAAAUGUUUUAAACUCUUGUCAAAGGUCAGAAGGGGACCAAGCAGGUGCUAUCAUUUUGAAAGGAAUCUAUCCUUUUCUUUCUUUCUUUCUUUCAUUCAUGGUGUGAUAUUUUUUACAUCUCUUUGUUUUAAUGUAAUGAAAGUACGUCAAUUUAACUCAAUAGUUUCUCCGUUAUUUUUUUAAAAUCUGAAUUUUCUGCUCUGUGUCCAAACUGUAUACCCACGUAAGGAUUCAAAAAUGUACAAAUGUAUACACCUCAGACUUUGCUCACCAUUCACAUAAUUAUAUACUUGUGCAAUAUUUUUUUCUUUCAUUAUUACUGUAAUUGCUUUUGAUCUAGUGUAUGAGCAAGCAAUUAAAAAUGAUUGAAGUCUGAAUCCCUCCUCUUGCUAAAUUUUUUAGAACGUCUUUGACUUUAACUCUCAAUGGAUUGCGUUGAAAAAAAGUUAUGAAGUAAAAUAACGAUGUUUCUCUCAGUUUUGCUCCACAAAUGGAGAAGAUUUUUUUUAGAAAUACAGCCUGCAUUUUUACAUACUUAGAUAGAUUUAUUAAUUCGCUUUUACUUCAGCUUCUUACUUUUAAUACAUACUCAUGUAUUCAUCUAAUUAUUUUUUCAGUUGAGAUGUCUCCAACAAUCUUUCUGUGUUCAUUCGCUUUUAUGAAAGGUGAUUUAUUUUUGUCUUUCUCUUUAUACAAUUAAUUCUUGCCUGUUCUUACUAGACAAUGUUCUCUACUUAUAUUUUUGGAACCAAUUCCUUUUUUUUACCAAAUUAUUUCCAUUUUCCCCCUCUACUCUUAAUUUCUAAUUUGUUCUCUGUAUUUUGUUGUCUCCUCAAACUCAUGGAUCUGUUAGCCUCUUUUUUACCAGUAGUCUUUUAAAACGAAUUUGUGCCUGUCAAUGAGGUUUUAUAAUUCUGGUUUUUAGAAUUAUCAGCAUUCAUUCACAUUGGAAAUUUGGAAGGAUCAGAAUUUUCAUUGCCAAAUUUCUCAUGAAGAAGCACAUUCAACUUUGGCUUUAGUUUCAAUCACAGAUCCGGCGUGGCGAAUUUUCAGAAAGUCCCUCUAUACCUUACUGGUUUACAGGACUGUUAUGUCAUUCACUCUUUUAGAAUUUGUAAUGAUGCCUGUUUUUUAUGUUGUGAGCUCUCUGAAAAUUUUCAGUGGUGUCAUAGGAACGAUCAUUAUGUAAAGAGUAAAAUAUGAAGGAUUUUGAAACCUCGCAAUCUUAGGAAAUGUUUUUUGAACUAAAGUCAUAGUUGCAUGAAUUAAAUACUUAUGAAUCAAAUGAUUAGCCCUAAUUAUGAAGAGCUCUAAUAGCCCUGUAAGUAAGUACUCACAGAACAAUUUUUGUACUUAAAUUUGCAACAAAAUAAUUUCUUUUUUGAAGGCAAUGCCUCCUAGUGUGAUACCUGUAAAUUUGCCAAUGGAUCUCUUAUUUUAAGAGAGAAAUUAAUAAGAACGUUUCCUACCAA
Bemisia tabaci is the source of this 4368-nucleotide messenger RNA. RefSeq names its product membrane-attack complex domain containing protein torso-like (gene tsl). The record is from RefSeq and is a predicted model, not a curated record. Lineage: Eukaryota; Metazoa; Arthropoda; Insecta; Hemiptera; Aleyrodidae.